Molecule: messenger RNA, 2161 nt
Organism: Phascolarctos cinereus (koala)
Lineage: Eukaryota; Metazoa; Chordata; Mammalia; Diprotodontia; Phascolarctidae
Gene: CFAP97D2
Product: CFAP97 domain containing 2
Source: RefSeq, a predicted model, not a curated record
AAAGGGGCGGGAGAAGGGGUUGAAGUCAAGGGAAGGGGGGUUGGGGGGUUAGGAAGAUAUUUGGCUAGUAUUAGGAUAAAUCAGCGUCCCUCCAUGGCAGCGAACAAGCCUUCUGAGAUUUGGUUAAGCGUGGUCUUCGCAGAAUGCAAAGGUGGAAAGACAGAACCCAGUUUGGAUGGCAUGACAACUACCAUGUGAUCUCCUACAAACACAAGUACGGUCUCCAGGGCUUUGCAUGAAGGUUUGUGUUAAAGUGAUAUCUCUCUGUGAAGAGGUGCACGGACCCAUCAAACAGUUUGAAAUGCAUCGGUCCUACCAUCCUAUGUUUAAUUACUGUGAAAAUAUAUUCAACCAGAAAUCGUGGGAGAGAGCCUACAAAGACCACAGGAGAAAGGUUGAGAAUGCCAAAGCAGUAGUGGAUUGCAGUCCUCCUUUGAUCUACAACCAUAUUCAACUCAAUCUAAAGAAAUUCAAGAAAGAGACAGAAAGACUUCGAUUCAUUGAGAGAGAAAAUCGCUGGCUGAUGGAGAGGAUAGCUUUCAUCAUGAGGACCCAUAAUACGUGUGACUUCUUAAACGACUACAGACAAAGAUGGGCUAGAAGAGAAAGAGAACUUCAGAGAAUAGACAGAGAAAACAGAUCCUUUCAAGAAAGAUUUGCAAGCUAUCUGUCUUGGUAUCCACUUCAAAGAUGCUGUGAAGACUGGGAAGUAGAAGAAAACUUCAGUGACAGUACAACUGAAAUUCCACAAACAUGUUGUUGCUCUCAUUUAGUGCAUGAAAUAAGACCGAGGAGGAUAACACCAAGGAAAAGACUACUAAAGCUUAGGCAAAGAAGGGUAGAAGACUGGGACAGUGACAUGGAAGAUGAAGUAAUAUCCGAAGAUAUCAAGCAGAAACAAGAUGACAUGAAUGAGAAGAAUAACAUAAAUGAGAUGGAAGAUAAAACAAAAUUAUCCACACCAGAAAAAGAGGAAGAUAUGAUAAGUAAGCUAAUAAAAGAGGAAGAAAAGAGAAAAUAUAAAUUAGUUCAAGAAGAAAUACAAGAGAUUGGGUUUAGGCUGUUGGAGGAUGUAAAAUCAAGAGUGGCAAAGUUGGAAGUAGAAUUAGAAACAGAGAGUAAAAUGCUGCAGGAAGUAAAAACAUUGAUCAAAAUGAAAGAAGAAGAAGAAGUAAAUCAGCUGCAGAAGAAAGAACCAAAAGUAAGAAAGUCCAUUCUGAAAGAAAAGGCAGGGAGAAAGUUUAAAACUAGGAAAGACAUAGAGUCUAAAGCAAUAGAGGACACAGAGUCUAAAGCCAUAGAGGACACAGAGUCUAAAGCCAUAGAGGUCACAGAGUCUAAAGCCAUAGAGGACACAGAGUCUAAAGCCAUAGAGGACACAGAGUCUAAACCGAUAGAGGACACAGAGUCUAAACCGAAGAAGGAAAAAGAACAAAAACCAAGAGUGACCAUUGUGGAAGUAACAGAGGACAUGGAGCUUAAACCAAGGGAGGGAAGAGAAACAAAAAAAGUCACAUUGCAAGAACCAGAGAAAGAAUUGCAGGAUAAACCACCAGAGGAGGAAGAGGCAGUAACCAAUGCAGCAGUGAAAGAGGAAGACGCAGAGGAUAUAGUGUUGGAAGGAAAAGAGUCCCAGCCAUCCAAAGCUUUGCAAGAGGAGCAAAAGGAUGUUUCCUAAGCACUGUAAUGUCUACUUCUUUGUGUGAAAUUGGAGUCCAAGAGGAAAAGAAAGGGAAUAUCAGCAGUGUCCAGUAUUCACUGUUCUCAUGCUAAGUGCAGCUGUUGAAUAGGGAGUGGAGGUGUGGGGUAUAAAUACUGUGGCUUUCAAAGAUGGAGCAACCUUAGUGAUGCAGCAAAACUAUUUUUGUCAUUUUCUGGCUUGGUACCCAGCCCCAAAGAUGGAACAAAUUGUUCAGGAUAAUACAAGGAGCACAAAGGAUUUUGAAUGCGAUGGGUUUUUUUUUUACUUCUGAACUUUACUAGCUAUUCAGUUGAGGAUUUGUUUACAAUGACUAGAUGUACCUAUUUAUAUCUUCCAAGAAAGACAAACAACACAACAAAGAAUUCCUUUCUUCAAAAACAAACAAAAAACACUCUUCUAGAAAGCACUCCUGUUGGGUCCUUAACCAGUAUCUAAAUAAAGCUACCUAAUGUAAUGAAA